This is a messenger RNA of Alligator sinensis (Chinese alligator), 4001 nucleotides long. Its product is annotated as chondroadherin-like. The transcript is spliced from 7 exons. NCBI's taxonomy places the organism in Eukaryota, Metazoa, Chordata, Crocodylia, Alligatoridae. Bases 331 to 2340 code for a protein of 669 amino acids. The record is from RefSeq and is a predicted model, not a curated record. Gene Ontology annotation, cellular component: cell surface; extracellular matrix. Gene Ontology annotation, molecular function: protein binding.
CACUUUGUAACAUAAACCAGCCUGAGAGCUGCCUAUGCUGCCUCAAGCAGGGGAGAACAGAGUUGCAUGCAGCUCAUCUGUAUCCUUUUUCACUGCGAACAAUUGGAGGAAGCAACUUGCGUCCUGACACUGCUUCCUUCAUCUGGGUUGUGGGAUGCAUUUGAGCUGAAAGGGGGAAGACUCACCACAGCAGUGGCUGUGCUGGCUGCAGCACCAGAUGGGGCGCUCAGAGAAGAGCUAAAGCAUUGGAUCAGCACGUACCCCACAACCAGGACAACUUUCAAGACAAGCGGCCCCUAGAUCCAAUCCACAUGUGUCACAGCUCUUGUGAUGAUGACUGUCCUACCUGACCAUCCUACCUGCCAGCCCGGCAGACAGUCCACUGGGCUCCGAGAGCUGCUCUGCUACCAGUCAUGCCUACCAGAGAGCAAUUCAGGCAAGGGCACCAUGUCGGGGCUCUGGAUCACAGUCUUCACUCUGCCACUGCUGUGGACUCCGAUCACAGCCAUCGCGCCCUCCCCAGAUGACACUCUGUGCCCUGUGAAUUGCUCCUGCUCCUGGUUGCAGCAGUUGGUCCGGUGUGCCAAUGCCAGCCUCUCAGCUCUCCCCAUUGGCGUUGCCAAUACCACGGUGGAGCUUGACCUGCAGCACAACAGUUUCAGUAUCUUGUCAGCAGGCUUCUUCCCGGAUCUUCCUGAAAUCACCAGCCUUUACCUGGGCAGCAGUCACAUCCUCCAGGUGGCAUCGGGGGCUUUUAAGGGUGUCAGGAACCUGUACCACCUUCACCUGGACAACAACCUCCUUGAGCAGCUCCCACAGGAUGUCUUUGUGAACAUGACAAACCUGAGCUUCCUCCACCUGCAGCACAACCAGAUCGCCUACCUCCCACCAGGAGUGUUCUCCUCCUUGAAGCAGCUCAGUGUCCUGGACCUGAGCAACAACCUACUAGUAGAGCUCUCUGACCAAGCCCUUGGUGGUCUCUCACAGCUCCGUCGGCUCUACCUAACUGCUAACCAUAUCUCCAAUGUGUCAGUCCGCACCCUCCCACGCAGCCUGCGGACACUCAACCUUGACCAGAACCAGCUGGAGAAUGUGCCCACAGUCAUCCGCACCUCCGUCACGCUUUCCACGCUGCAGCUGAGCGGGAACCCCAUCCGAAAGCUGACAUCGCUCUCCUUUGGGAAGCGGCUCCGCUCGCUGAACCAGCUGUUCCUAGACAGCCUCUCCCUGGAGAAGAUCACUGCGCUGGCCUUCGCCAGGCUGCACAGGCUGGAGGUCCUGAGCCUGAGAAACAACAGCCUGGAGUCGCUCCCGUCUCUGGCCUCCAUGAGGUCUCUCUCCACUCUGUAUCUGACUGAGAACAAGUGGCGCUGUGACUGCAGCUUGAUCUGGCUUCGGACCUGGCAGAAGAAGGUGACCCAACAGGAUCGCAGCCCUGUCGAAUGCAGCUCUCCGAGGGCACUGCGGGGACAGCUCCUCGUGGAUAUAGAACUACAGAAACUGACUUGCCCGCCUUUUGGCACAGACUCCACCACUGUGAACCCAGCCAAGAAGAAUAAUACACCCGUAGCCACUGUGCCAUCUCUUCCACAGGCUGCCACCACACUUACCACCACCACCUCUGCAGCCCUUCUUACCACCAGGGCCCCCCCCACCACUACAACACACUUAGCUACCUCCCAGAACCACCCGCUGGUGAGAUGGGACCCAUGCCUGGCCAGUGUCAUCACCAGUGUCAGCAUCAGGCCAAAGAGCGAUACUUCUCUAGUAGUCGCUUGGUCCUUUGCUGGUGACCAUGACCAGUUUGAGGUGCGAUACAAGGAGGGCAGGGACAAGCAGGUGCUGCGGGUGAUAGGUGACCUGCCUGAGGUGGAGCUCCAUGGUCUCCUUGCAGGGACUGAGUACAGAGUUUGUGUCAUCCCCCAGAAUGAGCAUCUCUUGGAGUGCUUGGCCCCUACUCCCCAGCAGUGCGCAGCAGGGCACACCACAGGCCAUCUGCAACCCAUCCAUGCCCCACUUGGACACAGCCACUCUGCAGUGGGCAUUGGGGUCGCCGUCACUCUUCUAGUACUGGUGGUGCUAGCAGCGGCCAUUAUUUACAGACUAUGGGCCCGGCCAAUCCAAUUCCAGCGCCACUAUGAUGAAGAUGAGUCAUUCCCGCAUUGCAGCAGCAACAUUGGCCAAGCCAAGGUGACCAUGGGCCCAGUUUAUGAGAACAUGGAGGAUGAUGACCAGCAUGUUUACAUGACAGCUACCAGCCAGUGGCCAGAGGAGAAAGUAGACUGCACCCUGGCGACCCCACCCUGGCUCACCCCCACCCCCACGUAUGUGACACUCUGAUUCUAAAGCUGCUCUGUGAGAUGCAAUGGCUGAGCAGGAAUAAAACCAUCAGGCCAUCCAGCCACCCCAGGGACAAACCCCUGUUGGAACACAAGGCAUGAAUUGAACUGUUUGUAGCCAACCCUUACAACUGAUGCAAUAAAGUCAGUCAGAUCCUUAGACACCGAUAUAAAAUAGGCCCAAUACCAUAGGCUUGUCUUCUCUCCUGUGCAGGAUUGUGCCCUACAGCAUAGGUGCCUUACAGUACAGUUUCUACCACCCUGCUGUAGAAAGGCUUGUGCAGAACUUCAUGCCCCACAUGCUAUUUGGAAACUGGUGAAAAGGUGUCCCCGUCUCUGUUCAGGUAUCUAGGUCACUCACAAAGCAACAUAUCUUCCUGCAACCAGAUUUCACAGCUAGUGAUAAUCAAUAACCAUGGUGUUCAACCUUCUAGCCCUGCAGGUCAGAUGAGGAUCAUGGGGCUGAUCCACAGCUGGAUCUUGCAGUUGGGGUCAGUAUAGCAGCUGGAUCCAGCAAGGUGGGGUCUGUCUACAGGUACAGUCUGGUAUGCUGGCCUGACUCCAUACAGCACAACCAGAUGUGGUGUGUGAUCUGGCCCAUAGCACUCCCUCAGGUCUGGAAAUCUGGCAGCAUGGGAGUGCCAGCAAAAGUAUAAUAAUUGCUGUGGUUCUGGAAGCUGCAGCAAUUAAUUACCAUUGCUUCCCUGCCACCAAAUUCCCAGGCCUGUAGAGACGCCCAGGGACUGGAUAAUACAGCCUUGCAGAGUGGAUUUGACCUGCAGGGCAGAGGUUGAACACCGCUGGUCUAGAAUCCCAUCCCUGACUGAUUUACGCCAGACACUCAAACUGCCAGUGGCUGAGAGGGGUUGUUCUUCAUAUAGCCGUAGCCAGACUGAAAAAUCUUAUGAGCAUGAUGAGAUUCUCUCUCUCUCUCUCUCUCUAAUUUGGCACUUCCUUAGUGCGGUGAAAAAGGUGCAAAUGAGGAAAAAGCAAAAAAAAAGCCUGCAGAGGUAAGAAAAAGUUAACCAACCAAAAGGGACAGAGAUUAUCUUGGUGGAGUAAAGAUCAAGUCUAAUUUGACUCAAACCAGAGCUGCUGAUUCUAAGUCAUAUCAAAGUUGGUUGGUGCCUCAGAAUGCAGAGAUCACUCUCCUUUUUGCCACCUUCAAUGCAGCAGUUUAGUGCCUACAUUUUUCUGGGAUGUGGAAGACCCUGGAUCAAUGCUUUCAUCUUCCUUCUUCUGCCAAAAAUCUUGGGAACAGCUGCAAUAAAUUUGUAAUAAAAUCACUAUUGCUGGAUAGCCUGGAACACGAACACAAUAAAGCAGCAAUGGGAAAAUGUUGUCUUAUGAAUCCAUUAAAGCAUUUCAACCAGUAGGUGUAAAUAACAAAGGUGGUAAAAACCCCCAGCCUUGCCACUGAAGUUUCAGUAGAUGUAGUGGGUAGGAACACGUUUCUGGCAAUAAAAGCAGAGAAGAGAUUUGCUGAGUAAUGACUAGAAGGGCCAGGGCUAAACAAUGAAGAAAGCAAACAUCACCUUUGUUUAUAGUAGCCAUACCCUUCCCUUUUUACUGCAAAAUUAAAUAAUCAUUUGUGCACUGAUCUACAAAGAUUGUUGUGUAUCAUGCUACCCACCCCCACUCCCAGCCUCCCUGCUGGACCAA